AUGGCGGAGCCGAGCGGCCGCGGCGGUUGGAUGUUCUGGGCCUCCGCGUUGCCGAGCCCCGACUACUACGAGCGGGUGGCCCACCUCCAGCAAGGGCUGCGGGACAGUGAAAAGAAGAGAUUGGACCUGGAAAUGAAACUUUAUGAAUAUCAUCAGUCUGAUGCAUUCAGAGCUAAGCUGAAGUAUAUAAAGCUAAAGAAAUACUUGAAGGAAAUAUGUGAAUCAGAAAAGAAGGCUCGUAUUCGAAACCAAGAAUGUUUAAAACAGUUCGAGAGGAUCCAAGCUGACAUUACCGCAAGUUUAGAGAAGGUGCAACAACUGAAGAUUGAAUUUGAGACUCAAAUUAAGAAGAUGCAGCUAUUCCCAAAAGAUAGCCUGGGAAAAAAAGGUGAACUGAAAGAUGAAGACAAAGAAAAGGUUGUAAUGCUGGCAGAAAUUAACUCAGGGACAGCCAUAUCAAGAGGACUGUAUCAACCAGCAACCAUCUUUAUGGGCCGCCAAAUGUCAGCUUUCUCAGGCAUUGGAGAUUUCACUACAGAGCAGAAAUCGCCCCAACCCACAAAGAACUUUUCAAUUCCUGACCCACAUUCACACUGGCAGACAGCCCAGAGCAGUGAUGUGACAGACAGCCGUGUAGUACAAACUCCUGGUGACACACCGUGCUUAAAUAAGUCUGACAAAAUAGAUGGAAAGACAUCUCUUCAGAUUGGUGAGAAAACGCCAGUCACAGCCAGUGCAUUGUCUGAGGAGGAACAAACUCAUUGCUUCCAGAUAGAAAGCAACGCACGUCAGGGCAAGAGUAAUUUAUCUGAAAGCAAAAAGUCGGCCGAACUCCAUUCCCCGUUACGGGAGAGAUUAAGUCCAGAGAACAGAACCACUGAUUUAAAGUAUGACAGUUCCAGGAGAUCAGAGAGAUCAGAGGGAGAAAUACUGACACUGGAGCAUAUUGAAGUCAAGGAAGAAAGAGCCAGACCGCCAGUCUCUCCGCUGUCAGACUCAGAAUCCUGUGCAUCUGAAAAUGAGUGUCCUCAAGAGAAGCCCCCUGCUGGGGAAGCUUCCUCAGAUCACCUUCCUUGCGGGGACCCACAGUCACAGGAGCCCUUCAGAAAAAGCCAGGAAGAGCAGGAGGAGGAGAGUUUGAGCAGCAGCAGUGACCUCACAGUUUCUGUAAGCGAAGACGAUCUGAUUUUAAAGAGUCCAGAACCACAGCCAAAUCUGGGAGACAUCAUGGAGCAAGAAGGUGGAACAGAGACCUUAAAUGUAAUCCACUCUGAGCAAGAAAGAGAUGCCCCAUCCACCAGAAAACCUAACUGUAUUUUGCAAGCCCCAAGCACUCCUGAUUCACCAAAUGAAUCCUUCACUAACUUGCCAGCAAGGGAGUUUGAACAAGCACCAGCCUCAGGCUUUUUAAGGACACGAUCAGGUCAGCAUAUUGUCGCCCUGAAAGGACAUGGUACUUCUGUCCAAGAAGAGAAAGCAACCGCGUUAUUGAAAAAAAAUCUCGCAGAAGAGCAUGACAACAGGUCGGCUGUUGACAGCAGCAAGUCAUCUUGCAGUUUGCCAUCUACUCUGAGUGAUGAAAGUGGAAUGAGGAAUGGAAAACCCACUCUGUGGCCCAAAGGUGUUCCUACAAGGGAACAAGAAGAUGAGAGCACCGAGGAGAGCACCGAAGACAGCGUGGCAGCGAGGAUGCCCAUCACAGAAACGAAAGCCUACCAGAGGCUGAAGCAGUCUGCCCUCCAGGGCAGCACGCACCAGGCCAGAGAAGGAUUCCAAGAGGCCACGGCCCCCACGUCACAACCUUCAGGUUUGAAAACCGGCAGCAGGACAUUCCAGACAAAGACGACUCACAAAAUCGCUUCGGAAGCAAGUUUUUCAUCCAGCAAAGGGAGUCCUUUGUCAAGGCAUGAAAAUGAAGGGAAGCUAACUACCAAUUUAAAGUCUAAAGGCUUCUGGAGCGAAUCUGAUGAGACUAACUCAGAAAUCGAAGCUGCUUUACGUCCCAAGAUACCGUAA
Rangifer tarandus platyrhynchus (Svalbard reindeer) is the source of this 2016-nucleotide messenger RNA. The record is from the annotation of a GenBank genome assembly. Lineage: Eukaryota; Metazoa; Chordata; Mammalia; Artiodactyla; Cervidae.